AUGAAAGGCAUGAGGGCGUCUGACCGUCCGAAGAGAAGGAGCCCAAGUCACCGAGCAGAGAUGCUGAAGAGCGGAGUGGAAGCUGCAGCCCAGAGCCCGCUGCGCUCCCACAGCUUGUGUUUCAGCCCGUGGUCGCGAUCGUGUGUUUGUGCGAAGGGUUGGUCGACCGCCGCGUGGAACGGCUUCCAUGACCCGCUGAUGUCCGCCACCUCCGGGCUCUCCACCCCUGAACCCUGGCUCCUCCCCGGCUGCAGCUCCGUCUAUGACAGCCUGGUCAGUAACCUCUCUCCCGUCCCGUCUCCUCUGGCUGUUCGAGGACGAGAGCGAGCUGCCAGCAGCAAACCUCGCAGGCCAUCAAUCCUGGAGCGUUGUAUCCUCAAAGUGUCGACCACCAGCAUUGGUGUGGGGACAGACGAAGUGGACAAAAGACCCAGUUCCGGUCGUGGUGGCUACUCCUGCCUGCCAGAUUCACCCAACACCGAGACCAACGCUGCGGUUCUGAAGCGACGGCAGAAGCAGAUUCAGUACGGCAAGAACACCAGCGGCUACCAGAACUACCUCCAGCAAAUACCCAAACACCUGAGGGAUCCAAAGCUCCACCCGUCCACUCCCAAUAAAUACAGGAAGUACAGUCGCCGCUCCUGGGAUAUGCAGGUGCGUCUGUGGAGGCGAGCGCUGCACAUGUGGGAUCCUCCGACCUGCGCCCAGCCGGACGCCACCAACACUCCAGACCCUGUCGAGCACUUGCAGAGCCAGCUGGCGAAGAUGACCUCUGACCUGUGUGAGGACAGAGGAGAUGAGCAGAGAGAGAAGGAGCCCGUCGUGGCCUCGGAAGCCUCCUCCGUGUCUCCUCUGGAGCUGCCCGGCGCCUGGAGCGUCCCACUGGCCCCGCUGGACACCUGCCGUCGGCCUCCCCGGGCUCCGCCCGGCCUCUGCACCUCCCCCAUGACAAGCCAGCUGACUGACAAGACCGACUGGCUCCGCCUCCUGCUGGAGACGGACUACCACCACGAUUUGGGUGCAGGCGACCAGCAGGUCCCCGUCUUUGCCGACCAGCUCCUGUGGAAUCCGUACUGACGUGACGUGACCCCGACGCUUCCUGCGGGUCUUGAACAUGUCGCGGUUACUCCUGGUGUGCGGUUUCCAGCAUCCAGCACACUUUUUAAGGUCACUCCAGGUUUCUAUCAUGA
Molecule: messenger RNA, 1190 nt
Organism: Salarias fasciatus (jewelled blenny)
Lineage: Eukaryota; Metazoa; Chordata; Actinopteri; Blenniiformes; Blenniidae
Gene: slbp2
Product: stem-loop binding protein 2
Exons: 9
Coding region: 1-1077 (358 amino acids)
Biological process (GO): mRNA 3'-end processing by stem-loop binding and cleavage; mRNA transport
Cellular component (GO): cytoplasm; histone pre-mRNA 3'end processing complex
Molecular function (GO): mRNA binding; histone pre-mRNA stem-loop binding
Source: RefSeq, a predicted model, not a curated record